Messenger RNA from Pedinophyceae sp. YPF-701, 1365 nucleotides. The record is from the annotation of a GenBank genome assembly. Lineage: Eukaryota; Viridiplantae; Chlorophyta; Pedinophyceae.
AUGCGACGGGCCGCCGCGCUUGUACGGAGCGUGUGCGCUGCCACUGGGAUGUCGAAACAGUCCUGCGACGCCGGUCAGCGCGCUGGAGUGUCCGGCUUCGUCCGCGACUCGACGGCCACUUUAGAUGAUAUCCUCCCCGCUGGACCGCCCAAGCACCAAAGCAGACAAGUGUCCGCGUCGCCGCGCGACGACAAGCUGGCUGAUGUGGAAGUGGAGGUCACGCCGCGCGCACCGGGCCGCCUGGGGUCGUACACGCCCGCCACGAUGAUGAUGUGGCAGGAGAGAAUCGCGCGAGAAGCCCCGGGGUCGCACGCCGACCAGCCAGCCUCCGCCGACGGGGAGCCCGUACUCGAGCCCCGCGCUCCACGCAAGGUGGUGGUCCGGUACCCCGUCUCGACCGUCCACGACCUCCACGAGCUCUACCAGAACCCCUGGGGCUACGUCCGCAUAGGAAGGCUCCUCGAGGACUUCGACUCGGUCGCAGGCACCGUCGCGUUCCUCCACAGCCACGAGAACGCGCACCACCGGCCCGUCCUCGUCACGGCGUCCGUGGACCGCAUCACCGCCCACGGCGAGCUCUGUCUCGAGAAGGACUUCCGACUCGAGGGGCGCACGAUAUGGACGGGCCGCUCCUCGAUGGACAUCCUCAUCCAGUGCAUCGCGGACGGCCAGGCGCAGCCCGUCCUCGAGGCCGUCUUCACCUUCGUCGGCCGCGACCCGGCCACCGGCAAGGCCGCCCCGCUGCCCGCCGUCAAGCCGGAGAGCGCGCUGGACGCGGAGUGGUUCGAGAAGCGACAAAAGGUGAACGACCACCAGAAGGCGCUGCGGAAGGCGCGGCAGCAGGCGGGGACCGCGAGCACGAACGAGCCGCUGGAUCCGCGCGCGGCAGCCCUGCUCGCGGAGGGCGCGGCGCUGCAGGACCUCCCCGCGCUGGGUGCGGACGACGCGGUGGUGGCGUCGGGCACGGAGCUGACGUCGGUCCUGCUGAUGCAGCCGCAGGAGCGCAACAUGGCGGGGAAGGUCUUCGGCGGCCACCUGAUGGGCCGCGCGUACGAGCUCGGCUUUGCGGCCGCGCUGGUGUUCUCGGGGUCGAAGCCGUCGCUGGUCGAGGUGGGCGCGGUGACGUUCGACCGGCCCGUCGAGGUGGGCGACCUGAUCAAGUUCACGGCGACGGUGCUGCACACGCGGCGCGUCGGGGACGCGAGUCGCGUGUUCGUGGAGGUGGAGGCGCACCGCAUGAACCCGCGCGAGGUGGUGAGCGAGGUGACGAACCGGUUCCGGUUCGAGUACGAGGUGGAGGGGGGCGUGAAGCGCGUGCUGCCCGCGACGGAGGAGCAGGCGCGGAAGCUGAUGCGGUAUCUGUGA